Brachypodium distachyon (stiff brome) is the source of this 1848-nucleotide messenger RNA. Its product is annotated as ruvB-like 2. Bases 130 to 1560 code for a protein of 476 amino acids. Gene Ontology annotation, biological process: regulation of transcription by RNA polymerase II; chromatin remodeling; box C/D snoRNP assembly. Gene Ontology annotation, cellular component: NuA4 histone acetyltransferase complex; Swr1 complex; Ino80 complex. The transcript is spliced from 2 exons. The record is from RefSeq and is a predicted model, not a curated record. Gene Ontology annotation, molecular function: ATP binding; DNA helicase activity; ATP hydrolysis activity. NCBI's taxonomy places the organism in Eukaryota, Viridiplantae, Streptophyta, Magnoliopsida, Poales, Poaceae.
UCAUAUAUCCAUCCAGUCGACCUGACCGCUAAACCCUAGCUCGUCCCCCUUCUCGUCUUAAACCUCGCCCCCAGACCCCUGCAGAACGGUCAAUCUAAGCGGCGGCGGCGGCGGCGGCGUGUGGUAACCAUGUCGGAGCUGAAGCGGCUGUCGGAGAGCCGCGACCUGACCCGUAUCGAGCGCAUCGGCGCGCACUCCCACAUCCGGGGGCUGGGCCUGGACUCCUCGCUCGAGGCCCGCGACGCCUCGGAGGGGAUGGUCGGCCAGCUCCCCGCGCGUCGCGCCGCUGGACUCAUCCUCCAGCUCAUCCGCCAGGGGAAGAUCGCCGGCCGCGCCGUCCUCCUCGCGGGGCAGCCAGGGACCGGCAAGACCGCCCUCGCCAUGGGCAUCGCCAAGUCACUCGGCGCGGAGACGCCCUUCGCCUCCGUCGCCGCCUCCGAGCUCUUCUCCCUCGACCUGUCCAAGACCGAGGCGCUCACCCAGGCCUUCCGCCGUGCCAUCGGCGUCCGCAUCAAGGAGGAAGCAGAGAUCAUCGAGGGAGAGGUCGUGGAGAUCUCAAUCGACCGCCCUCUCUCGGCCGCCAGUGGCAGCUCGGGCGCACCUUCAGGUGCUGCCGCUGCCGGGAAGACUGGACGGCUCACGCUGAAGACGACGGACAUGGAGACGGUGUACGAGCUGGGUGGAAAGAUGAUUGAGGCCCUGGGGAAGGAGAAGGUACAGAGCGGGGAUGUGAUUGCGCUCGACAAGGCCUCUGGGAAGGUUACUAAGCUUGGCCGCUCCAUCGGGAGGUCGCGGGAUUAUGACGCUGUUGGUGCACACACCAAGUUCGUCAAGUGCCCCGAGGGCGAGCUCCAGAAGCGCAAGGAGGUUGUGCACUGCGUCACCUUACAUGAAAUUGAUGUCAUCAAUAGCAGGACACAGGGUUUUCUUGCACUUUUCACUGGUGACACUGGUGAAAUUCGUGCAGAGGUUAGAGAGCAGAUCGAUACAAAAGUUGCAGAGUGGAGAGAGGAAGGAAAGGCUGAGAUCGUCCCUGGUGUUCUGUUUAUCGAUGAAGUCCACAUGCUAGAUAUUGAAUGUUUCUCCUUCCUAAACCGUGCUUUGGAGAAUGAUAUGGCUCCAAUCCUGGUUAUUGCAACAAAUCGUGGUAUUACAACCAUACGGGGGACAAACUACCGGUCGCCACAUGGUAUACCAUCUGAUUUCCUUGAUCGCCUCUUGAUCAUCACAACACAGCCAUACACGGAGGAUGAGAUCCGGAAGAUCUUAGACAUCAGGUGUGAAGAAGAGGAUGUUGACAUGUCAGCAGAUGCAAAGGUUUUGCUCACAAAGAUUGGCACAGAGACCUCCCUCAGGUAUGCAAUCCACCUGAUCACUUCUGCUGCUCUAGCUUGCCAGAAGCGCAAGGGUAAGGUGGUGGAGAUGGAAGACAUAAGUCGGGUCUACCAGCUCUUUCUGGAUGUCAAGAGAUCGACGCAGUACCUGAUGGAGUAUCAGAGCCAGUACAUGUUCAGUGAAGUGCAAGGGGAAGCAGAUGGGGAUGACGCCAUGCAGUCUUAGAUGGAUAAUUUUACAACGUAACUCUGGUUGGUUUGUAUGGUUUGUGUAUCUUGGAUAUUCCUUGCUCCUUUAGAUGAUUAGUUUAAAGCCUAUGAUGCUGUUACCUGACAAGCACGCUUGGUGGAUAUAGUGAGCUAUGUUAGCUGUUGUAGGGGAUGACUUCAAAUGUAUCUUAUGAUUUUUGCCCCGGUGCAGUCAUGGCUCGUGUAGUUCUUUGCCCGAGCAUGUGCACCGGCAAAAGUUUAUCCAAACAUCAGCAGAGUAGAACUGGUUGUAUUCUUGCAUAAA